Plasmodium malariae is the source of this 825-nucleotide messenger RNA. Its product is annotated as fam-l protein. The coding region runs from base 1 to 825 and encodes 274 amino acids. NCBI's taxonomy places the organism in Eukaryota, Apicomplexa, Aconoidasida, Haemosporida, Plasmodiidae. The record is from RefSeq and is a predicted model, not a curated record. The transcript has 2 exons.
AUGGAACAAAAUAUUAAGUUACUGUUUUUUACUACACUUUCUUCCUUUAUAAUUUUAAGUUGGAUAUGUCAUUUUUACAAUGAUAUGAGUACUUUUAAUAAAUAUUUAAAUGAAAAUUAUAAUCUUCACGAAAAAAAAGAUAUAAAAAGUUAUCGAUUACUAGCAAAAUGUAAACAGAAUCAUAUAUCGAGUAUUGUAGGUUUAAAAAGUGUUAUACGAAAUAACGAACUUAAAGACAAAAAGAAUAUAAGUAAUAGCGAAAAAGAGAAUAAAUAUAUAUAUGUACAAUUAGAUGAAAGUUCAUUGAAUAGUGUGGUACACCAUAAACAAUCUAAGAAAAACAAAUCUUAUAUAUUUGAAACAAAAACCUAUUCUAAUCUUGAAAAAAAAAUAUUCAAAGAACUAGAUUAUUUUGAUUUUCUUAAGAACAACAGAACGAUUAGUGACAAUCUGUACAAAAAAAUGGUACUAAAAAAAUACAGAUCACGAAUUAUUAUACCAUUAGUAUUGUUUAUUUUUUUAUCAAUAUCGCUCUUAUUAGAUUUUUGCUGUGGUUAUGGCUUAAGAAGGGGGUUGUUUAUAUUAUUGAAAUUAUCAUUAGGUAGAGCUCCAUUGGAUAGUUUAUACACAUUUUUGCAGAAUAAUUUAGGUUCGUUUUUCAAGUUAACCACAUCUAGUAAUAGGGAAUUAUAUAUAACACCCUUCUUUGAAUUUCUAAUAUAUUUCUCAUCGUUCGUUAUAUUGGGUAUUACAUUAAUAUUAGGUGUUCUUUACUAUCAUAAAAAAGUUAAAAAAUAUGAAAAAAUUAAACACAAGAAAAGAUAA